UGGACGACGAAAGGAUCAAGCUGUGAGUUCGACCACGUCCUUUCGAAUUCGAUCGGAUCGAAUCGGAUCGGAUCCAGCUCUCCCCACUUUCCCCCCACCGAGUAAAUUCAACGGAUCGCGUCGCGUCGUCGCCUAGCGUACACGUUUGUUCGAUCGUUUUUUUGUAAAGAUCCCCAUUACCCAUCCCGGGUUCGCGAUUUUCACCACAAAUAUAUUUUUUUUCGUUGAAGAAAUCGGUAACAAGUACAGCGUACUUGCAUCACUAACUGUCAGAUACUUCUUUUUUUACUUAAUCUCUCAACUCACAUUCUAUCGUCAAGAAAAAUAUUCGAUCUGUCUGUCGCACGCUUUCACGAGAUUCUGCCAUCAAACUCGUACAAUUUUCUCUGAUUUCCCGGUAAUUAUUAUUCGAUUAUCUCCUUUACUCUUUCUCUCAUAUUAUUUCUAGAUGCUCGUGUAUCUUUAGCGAUGAAAUCGAACUUGAGAUCGUAUCCGAAACUAAUGAUACUAAUGAAUAAGAAUAAGUUAAUAUAUUAUUACAAGUGAAUGGAUUUUUGUUCAAGAUCUGUCGCAUUGUCGAUUCCGAGGCGAAAUAAGAUUUAAAGACAUUUACAUUCAGGUGCUAUCGAUCACGUUUAACUGCGUUCGCGUCUAUCACUGUUGUAGUGCAAGAUAUCAAAACUUGGAGUUAAUUGAAAAACCAAAUACGCAAGUAAACAGACGUAUGUUGUUACGUAAAAAUUUUAGUUUUGUUCGCUUAAUUAACGCUUGUUCAUUCUAGUAUCGUUGAUCGAUACUAAAAGAUGCAUUACGCGCGAUCAAACACGCAAUUACGUGGCGUACGUUGACGAUUUUGGAUAUCGCGUUUGCCUACAUAUUGUAUUAUUGUUCGCCCGAUUUGGACGAUUUUGCACACGGCAUUAUCGUCGACAAGAGAUAUUCCUAUGAAUAAAGACAUGACGAAUGCGCACGUCGCAUCGACAUCCUCGACGAUAUCGUAUUGCGAGAUACGUGUGAAACGAUAACGAUCGUUAAGAAUUGAGAGGAUUAUGCGCGAUCUCACGUUUCCACUUUAUCGUGGAAUCGCGUCGCAAUCGUUCUAAUCACCGUUUUAUCUCGCACGAUCUGUUCGAAUUUUAGGCGGCAAUCUCUAGAGCCAUUUCUAAUUGAAAGGAAAUCGAGAGAAAAAUAUAUAUAUAUCGCGAUCUAUACAAAUAACUGAUAACGAUCGUAAACAUUCAUUAGCGAUAUACCUGCUUACGUUAUACGUGUAAAUAAAAAAAUGUGGAUUGGACUAGGCUUUUCAGAAGUAAGAGGGAGAGAUUUUGUUAUUACUUGCAUCUAUCUUCUACACAUUCUACACAGUGAAAUUUUUCUUCUUACGAUAGAAGUGCGUCGAGAGACACGUCUGACACAGAUCUCGCGUUAAAGCGAGAUUAAAACCGCUUUAAAAACCGCGUUGAACACCUCUGGUCUCUCACUGGCUCGUCUUCCUUUUUCGUCUUUUCUCUCCUGUUGGAUCUCUCCUCGAGAUCAUUUGCUUAACGAGAGAAACACACUGUGGACGUUGAUUAUGUACGAUGGAAAUUGUUGUAGAAACAAUUCAACAACGUGACGGCGACACGAUAAUAAAUUCGGUUGUAAUCAUUAACCUUCGUUCGCAGUUAUCUUCCGCGUGAACGAAAACAAAGGCAAAGAAGAGAACGUUACGGACCAGCGUGUUUCUUGAGGAUAGCUUAGCUUUGAUUAUAUAAUUGGUAUCGCGUGCAAAGUAACCAGAGUAACCACGGGAGCAAAAAUUGACGGUAACGGUAUGGAAUAUGACGAGAUCGAGGGGAUACCGCAAUGUAUUACGAGUCCGGCACAAUUCAUUUCCACGGAAUCGAUCGCGUUCAAGGACAAGGCCGUGUACGGAUAUGGGACGAGCAUUCCACCGAAUAACAACGAGAUCGAUGAGAACGAAGAGACCUCGUCGAGGAAGGUGAUCUUUUGCGUGCACGGCAAGCUUUCCGGCUGUUGCACCGUCGCGAAAGGUGUUACGUCGAUCGAGGAAACAACACCUGCUGCAGCAGUUGUCAAUGCCGCUACCGACCUUCAACAAACUUCAUUCGCUGCGCCCGAAGACCAUUGUCACAGAGAAAGAAACGAGGAGAUCGAUAAAAAGGCAAGAAAGAAAUUACUGCUUGCUAGUACGCUAUGCGUAAUUUUUAUGAUAGCAGAAAUCGUAGGUGGAGUGCUGUCGAAUAGUUUGGCCAUCGCAACGGACGCUGCUCACUUAUUAACCGACUUUGCAUCGUUUAUGAUCUCCUUGUUCUCGAUAUGGGUGGCGAACAGGCCAGCCACGAAAAAAAUGCCCUUUGGCUGGUAUCGAGCGGAGGUAAUAGGAGCCUUGACAUCGGUGCUAUUAAUAUGGGUGGUUACUGGAAUUCUCUUCUACCUAGCAGUCGAGAGAGUAAUUCACAAAAGUUUCGAAUUAAAUAGCACCGUCAUGCUGAUCACCUCUGCUGUUGGCGUUGCGGUAAAUCUAGUGUUAGUGAUAUACAUUAUAUUCAAUCGGAACAAUUUCGAUCGUUCGAGAGCUUGUGAGAUUAAAUCGAUCGCACCUGCAACGCAAGAUGUGUAAUACACACAUUUUAAGUUUUAGCAUCGGCCCAAUUUUCGUGUUGCAGGAUGGGUUUAUCGCUGCAUCAGCAUGGUCACAGUCACGGACACGAUUCGCACAAUUCGAAUCGAAAUAUAG
Heterotrigona itama is the source of this 2740-nucleotide messenger RNA. The record is from the annotation of a GenBank genome assembly. NCBI's taxonomy places the organism in Eukaryota, Metazoa, Arthropoda, Insecta, Hymenoptera, Apidae.